This is a messenger RNA of Helianthus annuus (common sunflower), 1462 nucleotides long. RefSeq names its product hydroxyproline O-galactosyltransferase HPGT1. The transcript is spliced from 12 exons. Gene Ontology annotation, molecular function: hexosyltransferase activity. The record is from RefSeq and is a predicted model, not a curated record. The coding region runs from base 113 to 1138 and encodes 341 amino acids. Gene Ontology annotation, cellular component: Golgi membrane. NCBI's taxonomy places the organism in Eukaryota, Viridiplantae, Streptophyta, Magnoliopsida, Asterales, Asteraceae.
UCAACGAUCGGUCGUUGAAGCAAUCCAGGCCGUCGGAUCUCGUAACGGACUUUUGACAAAUGUUUUGUUCAGAUCGUGUCUGCUGGUGAAGGAGAAGUAUCGUUGAGUGAAAAUGCAAAGCAAGGGUUCGAAUUACCACCGGAAUGGAUUGGUUUUUCGAUCCCCUAUUUCAGCCUUACUGCUCUGCACCAUCGCCGCUAUGGCUUCCUUCUAUGUCGCCGGUCGUUUAUGGCAGGAUGCAGAGAAUAGGGUUUAUUUGGGUAAAGAGCUUGACAGAAUAACAGGGCAGGGGAAAUCUGCUAUAUCCGUGGAUGAUACGUUGAAAAUUAUAGGAUGCAGGGAACAACAGAAGAAACUAACAGCUCUUGAGAUGGAACUGGCGGCAGCUCGUCAAGAAGGCUUCGUAUCAAAGCACUUGUCAAGCACAAAAACUCCUCCUAAGAAGAGACCAUUGGUGGUGAUUGGAGUCCUUACAGGAUUUGGCCGCAAGAACAACAGGGAUGUGAUACGCAAGGCGUGGAUGGCAACUGGUGAAGCUUUGAGAAAGAUGGAGGAUCAAAAGGGUGUUAUUGCUCGAUUUGUUAUUGGAAGAAGUGCUAAUCGUGGAGACAGUCUGGAUAGGGGCAUAGAUAUUGAAAACAGGAACUAUAACGAUUUCUUUAUCCUAGAUAGCCAUGUGGAGUCCUCUGAGGAACUUCCAAAGAAGACCAAAUAUUUCUUUGCUCAUGCUGCCGAAAGAUGGGAAGCUGAAUACUAUGCCAAAGUCAAUGAUGAUGUUUAUGUAAAUAUUGAUGCCUUGGGAAGUACACUUGCUGCUCAUCUGGAUAGUCCUCGUGUAUAUAUUGGGUGUAUGAAAUCAGGCGAAGUUUUCUCUGAACAGGGUCAGAAGUGGUAUGAACCUGAUUGGUGGAAAUUUGGGGAUGGAAAGACGUAUUUCCGCCAUGCAUCUGGUGAGAUGUUUGUUGUAUCAAAGGCUUUGGCGAAAUUUGUCUCGAUUAACAGAUCGAUUCUUCGCACAUAUGCUUUUGAUGAUGUCAGUACUGGCUCCUGGUUCAUCGGUCUUGAUGUCAAACAUAUUGAUGACAAAAAGUUUUGCUGUGCAUCUUGGUCAACAGGAGGUAUUUGCGCAGGUGCAUAAUUUAAUCUAAUUGAAGAACCCUGGUUUGAUAUAUACACAACUGAGAUAGGUCCCUGAUGCUUAUGAAAGUUGAAUAGUAACAGAAAUUACAUGGAUUCGGUUGAAAGGAGCAUGGAAUGCCAUUUAUAUACAGGCAUGGUUGAGGGAACUCUUUUUCUUUUUCUUUUUUUUUUUUCUCAUUGGACUGAUACUUGAUUCUUUGGUUUUCGAAUACCAUAGUGCUUACAAGAGCCUUCUUACAUUCUGCUUGUUUUCUGUACGCAAUACAGGUCGAACAUACAACUCAAAGUUUUGAUCAGAACUUUAUAAAGGUUGUGAAUCUAA